Nerophis lumbriciformis (worm pipefish) is the source of this 7586-nucleotide messenger RNA. RefSeq names its product transmembrane protein 86A (gene tmem86a). The record is from RefSeq and is a predicted model, not a curated record. Gene Ontology annotation, cellular component: membrane. Lineage: Eukaryota; Metazoa; Chordata; Actinopteri; Syngnathiformes; Syngnathidae. Gene Ontology annotation, molecular function: hydrolase activity.
CAGCCCGCCCGCCGGAGAGAGGACAAAAACAAUCGGCAUCUCUUUUUCUCUCACACAGUAGAACAUAAACAAGGAGACUAAAUCCAUCUCGACUUCUCUGACGCUUUCACCGCCGUUAUCGACAUGGUCUCUCCGGUCACCGUGGUCAAGAGUGAAGGCCCCAAGCUGGUGCCAUUCUUCAAGGCAACCUGUGUUUAUUUUGUCCUGUGGUUGCCAACCUCAAGUCCAUCCUGGUUUAGCGCACUUAUCAAAUGUCUGCCCAUAUUUUGCCUAUGGGUGUUUCUCCUGGCGCACGGCUUCAGCUUCCUGGGGGCUCACGCCAGUGCCCGCAAGAUCCUGGCCGGCCUCAUCUUUUCCGCUCUGGGCGACGCCUUCCUCAUUUGGCAGGAGCAAGGCUACUUUGUCCACGGUCUUUUGAUGUUUGCCAUCACUCACAUCCUCUACUCCUCUGCCUUUGGAAUGAAGCCCAUCAAUGUGCGUGCAGGCCUGGUGAUAACGGGCGUGUCCAGUGCGAGCUACAUGCUUCUCUACCCUUACCUGUCCGGCCCCUUCACCUACCUGGUGGCCGUCUACAUCGGUCUGAUCGGCUUCAUGGCCUGGAGGGCAAUCGCAGGCCUGCAGCUCGCCAACGACUUGUGGACCUGGACCAAGCUGUCGGCCUGCCUGGGGGCCGUGCUCUUCAUGGUGUCCGACCUCACUAUAGCUGUUAACAAGUUCUGCUUCCCAGUUCCCCACUCACGUGCCAUCAUCAUGGCGACGUAUUACGCCGCCCAGAUGCUGAUAGCCCUGUCGGCCGUGGAAUGCCAGGAUGCGGAGGUUGCCAGGAAGAGGAUAUGAGGGCCCCCUGACCAGGUCCUGACACAUACCCAAGCCUCAGCCCUCAUCUCCAUCGUUACCAUAGCAACCGGAGCACCAUGGCCCUGUUUGAUAGCCCCACCCUUUUGCGACAGUGUUAUCUUCAACCUCUCCCUGCAACAGUCCCAUCUACCUUUGGAUCUUCAAACGCCUAGUGACCAUGGGUGUGUGCACGGUAACGUUAACCUUCUCCACAAAGUAUUAGGCCUCAUCCUUUUAUUUGUUUAAGGGGGAGUAUGUCACUGGGAACCUUUUAUGACACGUGUGAGAGAGAGCAGAGGCAUGUGUGGAUUUAUGUGUUCGAUUCACGUACCUCACUUUUGAUGCGUCGCCCACAGACGCAAGACACUUAACUUGGUCCAUUCAAUUCAAUAUUUGUGAUGUUCUGUCAUUUUUUAUGUUUUCCGGUUAAUGUUCAAAGUGGAACGAACCGGCCGACAACCAAGAAGAGUAGCAAUCGUGGUAUAGCUUUUGCUGUCUCAAAAAAGGGAUUUUAUUACAGGCUUUCCAACGUUCAGGAAUACCCUGCUCGACCGUCUCCCCCUGUAACUAGGGUGCUAUUCUUAAAGUUAGGAGCUGUCGUAUUAGCUUUAGUUCCUUCCAUCCCAAUUACAAACAACCAUUUGCUUGGUCUGCUAAUGAAGAUAGAAAGAGAAAUAAAGCAAGAAAGUAGGGAAAACAGACUACAUCAGCCAGUGUGCACUGAAGCUUUUGUGACUGAGCAUAUCAUCAGCAGGAGAGUGGGUUGUUUGUGGAAGGUAGACUUUUAUGAGUUUGCUCAGUCCAUGUCAUAGCGGAAGGUUCUUCUUACUCCUCUCUGAGAGAAAUACUUUAGGAAUUCAAACAGGUGGCACUUUUUACCCGUUGUGUAGGCCAGCCUUGGACGUGUACAGAGUAAUCAUUGUAGAUGCUGAAGAAAUGUCAGCAUUGUUCACUAUGAGAGAAAGUCCAUGGUGUUCUUUAAACUGAUCAGGCAGUCCACGCUGUCAUUAUGUGAAAGUUGACUGAAAAGAAAGUAUAUUGUUGAUCAAUUGUACUGUAUGUGUGUGUAUUUUAGGGGAUUUGGAUGGCAUUGGCUCAGUUGUGCUGAGGAAUUCAAACAAGGCAACUGGCUUUUUUCUACUGCUUAGGCAAUAGUUUUGUUUUGAUUGCUGUUGUUUUGUUAGUAAACAGGCAUGGUAGAGAUCGUGAUUAAAGAGCAGAUGUAGACAUCAAAACCGAAAGUAGUCUACUAACUGACAGACCAAUUUUGUUAGCAGUUUGUUUUUAAUAUGUCCCGUCCUUCAUCUUUCAUACCUGGAUACUACUCUUAGAUCGGAGUGUCUUAUCGAAUAUACACAAAUAUUAUCUUCAGAUGUCUAUGUAUGCAUAUGUGCACACGAUACUAUACACAUGUUUGUCUGCAUGUGUUGCUGACUCAAUGCACACUCUACAACCAGCUGUAGGCCAUAAAUGCUGUGACCCAUCACAGAUGGAGUCAUCGUUGCAGUACACUACUGGAUAUUAUGGAUUAAUGUAUUCUCUCAGUGCUCUUAAAUAUGGAUCAGUGCUGGUGACCUCCUUCAGUGUUUUAUACAAUCCUCUAAGCAUGUAUGGCUGACAUUGAGUCUUAUAAGGUUAUAAUAAUUGAAAAAAAACAAACAAAUAGGAAUAAGCAGUUGCCAUCGUAAAAUCUUCUUUCACUUAACAGGCUAUUUUUAAGUUACGUAACACUACAUCAGUACCUUGGCUUAUGAGUUUAUUUGGUUUUGUGAUGAAGCUCGUACUCAAAAUACGCGUAUCUCAAACUAAUGUUCUUUAUUAAAAAAACAGCACAAUUUUGGCUUUUGAAAAGAAAACUAACUUUUUGAUAAGAAAUAUUGUAUGAAAACAAUGCAUUUGAAUGUACUACAAACAACUGCAGUAGUUUGAUGAAGUUAUGUAAUAAUAAUCUACAGCAGACUUCUAGGGUAUCUCCUUCGAGCUGAUUUUUCUGUCAAACACACCAUAAGCAGCUUUUCCAUAUUUGCGUCGAUAAAUGUCCUCUGUUUAAAAAUAAUUACCGGCAGUAUCGACUUAUUCUGCUUCGGUUUCGUGCACACUAGCAGUGAUAUGCUCGUAUUGCUUUGCCAAAUCGACUAAUAUCUUUCUUUAAUUCAAUGAAUAUCAUCCCCUUUGCACUCACUUUUUUGUUCCCGUGGUUGAACAAACAAAGUCUAGGUCUUCCAAUAGCUUUUACCUAAUAAUUCGCAACGGUAACUAACGGUGGGGAGACUUUUGCACGCAACUUAAAGCAUAACAAUUAGCCGAGAGACAGCUUGUAUCCCCCACAAACUUGUGAGCUGGGGCACUCGUAACCAGAGGUACCACUCUAUCAUUAAAAGUCAGUGAACGUAACGCAGCGCAGCAGGUGUAUAAAUUCUCAUUUGGGUGAGAGUUAAGUUGAGCAGUGCUAGCCAAUGAGCUUAAUGCCAUUGGUUGUCAACUCAUUGUCCAGCUUAGCUCUACUUCAUAUAUUAUCACACAGUCAGACUAGCUAGCAUCCGUUACAUUAACUUUUCCACUGAUAACGUUGAGAUGUAAAAACAAUGCAACAAAUAAUUACUGCUGUCAAAAUCUGCUUAAACAUUUUUUUAGUUUUGGUUAUUCGCGAUUAAUCACAAUAAAUUCAAACUUUAGAUGAAUCAACUUUAAAAGAGACUUUAAAAGAGACUUCAAUUAUUUGACAAAACUGCAAUUGAAUGUUAUUGUCAGAAUGUCAUACAUCAUGAACUUUUAUAGAUGCGCUGGUGAUGCGAUCCAUCGAUCACACGUAAAUAUAAGCUGUACCCACCUCAAUUUUUAGAUACAUUUUAUUUUGUAUAUAUUUUGGCCGCACAAGUCUAUAUGCCACAUUAAAACAUAAAAUAUUUACAUAGGCGCUUGUGUUCAUUCACAUAUUCAACAAAAGACAAUGACUGUAACAGAGCCUACUAGAGCGUGGUCUUUCGGGGCCCAUUAGUGUUGGUGAAUUACCGUUCCAUGUGGGGGCCGUUUCCUUUUUUCAUUGUCCGAGUCGAUCGUCUUUGGCUUUGGGGCUGUGUCUUGUGCAUUCCGUUGUUUCUGCUCCAAAAUGAGGGUGAUUCCAUAAUUUGCUAAAUGGCUGACUGAAUGAUUGUGUGAAUGUGUUUUAAUUUAAUGUCAACAAUGUCAAUGCAAUUUCAUUGGUCUGAUGCAACGGGGCUAAAAUAGUUUGCGGCAUGUUAAGUGAAGCCUGUGACUCCGAAAAAAUACAUAAAUGAGCAGCAGCCUUGCAAAAAGCGCAGGGUUCAAAGCAUGGGGGAAAAUGUAGCGGCUUGUAGUUCGUAAAUCACGGUAACGGCAAAUUAAAAUGGGACUUAAAUAACUCUCACACAGUGUAAAAGAAGAUAACUACCGCAAAACAUAAAUAACAUCUAAUCACGAGUGACGGGAAAAGCUGAAGUCCUGUUGCAUCUAACGAGUAUUUUUUUUCUUUUUCUUUUCUUUUUUUUACUUUUAAAGGCUGCGGAAAAAGCCAGAGAAGAAGCAAAACGGACUGAAUUUGAGGUCUCUUUCGGCUGUGAUGAAGUGAGGUCAACAUUGCAGGUUUCCCUAUAUGACAAUUAGUCUACAUGCUUCAUUAGUGUUGACAAUAACUCCACUAAUUAUACAUAAAAUCUCCGUAAUUGCAAAUAAACACAAGUGAGCAUUGCCUACAGUACGUAGUGUUAGGACAUAUUUGGUUAUCUCUACAGUGAAAUGAUAUGCUGGAGUAUGCAAAACAAACUGCAAUGGAAAAAGAAAACGACCCAUUAAUACACAAAUGUUUUCAUGCUGUCACAUGUUAUCUGCAGGCAGAUCAUUGACGACAUUUACACUGCAGGCCAAAGUGGACCAAAUCAGAUUUUUUUUAAAUCAGAUUUUUCUUCCAGCUGGCUGCUUCGUUUACAAGUAGAAUGUGAUUUUUUAUCAGAUUCAGUGUCCAGUGUAAACGGAGCUAUAGUUUUUUUCACUUGGCUGACAACAAUUGUGGUAGAAAUGAAUGAAGACUCCAUUUCUGCCCGAAGCACGCUUGUUUGUAUUUCUGCUUUUGACCCGUCAGCGUGACCACUUGUCGUUUCAAUCUGUCCAUCCAGCAUUACAGCUCAUACACUCACUCGCCAUCUUCCUCGUCCAUGCUCGUUUUGUCCCGAGCCUCGGGUCCAGGAAGCACAAUAGAAAACGGAAGAUGGAGUCAAGCAGUCUUACUCAUCUGCACCAUGUAGGCAUUUUAUGUAAGCAGCCCCCUUUUGGUUGCCAAAUAAAGGCAUAAGGAGCGUCAGAGAAGAACUCUUUCUCCGGUUAUUUUUGUUGGGCAACCCACACUCCAGAAAGUUCCCACUACUAUGCAUGCUGAAGUCAGAAGGCUGUAAGUUAUCGUUCCUAUCAUACCGCUGUACAGCACGAGUAACCAAAGCUAACUCUUGUAUCAUUUAGUAUCAUUUUUCCCAUUUUAUGUUUGUCCUACUGUUGACUGACAGAUGUUGACUGCUAAUGUUGCUGGAAUAAGAUGAGGGGGUGAAAUAUGACACAGGAGAACGCGCCCUCUGCUUCAGCCUCCCAACAGAUGGCAGACGGGUCCGUCACUUUACCUCAAUCCGUCAACAGUCCUGUUGUUGUUGUGAGCUUUGUGCGAGCAGACAAAGAGGACCUGAAAGAGGUGCGGGAGGGCAUUUGGGUCUGUCCAGGCUGGCCAGUAAUGAUCCAGAACCAGUAGCUGGUGUAGUAUAGAAGUACAGGUUUUUUUCAUGCACCUUCUUGUCGCUCUUUGUCGUUUUUAAAGUGUCCGUUAAAACACUUUGGUUCAGAGUAUGGAUCAACCACGCUUCUCUACAAUUUGAAAGUGGAGACUUUGGCAUUCUUGUAUUCGAAGACUUUUAAAGUGUACAAUAGGGCUGCAACGAUUAAUCGAUUAAAAGGGUCAUGUGAUGCAAAAUCAAUUUUUCUUACCUGUUUGCACCUGUUUUAGUGUAUUUGGGAUCCCUAUAACUCCCCAAAAUGUAAUUCCAAACCAUGGCGGCUUGACAGACGUAGGCUUAGGUUCCAUGAUAUAUUUUUAUUAUUAUUAUUAUCAUUAUUGCACACAUAAUAAGUGACAUUUUUAUGUUGAUUUGGUGCAUUUAUUAAAAGAAAAAAUAAUCAAUCAAUCAAAGUUUAUUUAUAUAGCCCUUAAUCACAAGUGUCUCAAAGGGCUGCAAAACGACACAUCCUCGGCUCAGAUCCCACAUCAGGGUAAAGAAAAAACUCAACCCAAUGGGAUACAAUGAGAAAAUACGCAUUGAGGUUAUAAAGUGGUUUAUCCGAUUACUCAAUUAAUCAAACAAAGUCAUUGAUAGAUUACUUGAUUACUAAAUUAAUCAACUUCUGCAGCCCUACGGUACAAUUAAAGCAAAUUGUUCAUUGAAGACCCAACUUUUGCUUCAAAGGUGUUUUUUAAUGUGACGAUUGAGUGUCUGUGACCUGGAAAUGUCUGAAGAAAGUGAAGAAAAACUGCAAGAUGUUGUGUUAAGACGGGUGUUGUCAACAUGUGGGGCAGAUCCUCACCUGGGCGACGUCAGGGAGGGUAUUAUUGGGGCGGCAUAGCUCGGUUGGUAGAGUGGCCGUGCCAGCAAUUUGAGGGUUGCAGGUUCGAUUCCCGCUUCCGCCAUCCUAGUCACUGCUGUUGUGUCCUUGGGCAAGACACUUUACCCACCUGCUCCCAGUGCCACCCACACUGGUUUAAAUGUAACUAUUGGGUUUUACUAUGUAAAGCGCUUUGAGUCACUAGAGAAAAGCGCUACAUAAAUAUAAUUAACUUCACUUCACUUAUUAUGAUGGGACACACUGUAAAGUUUUAGACUAUGCUCCAAGUUAUUUUAGAAUCUUGGCCACAUGAAUAAUUUUCACUAUUAAAAAACAAUGUCAAUUGAAGUGAAUUAUAUUUAUAUAGCGCUUUUUCUCAAGUGAAUCAAAAAGCUUUACAUUGACAAACCCAUUAUCUACAUUUAAGCUACCCUUACACCAGUGUGGGUGGCACUGGGAGCGAGGUGGGUCACAAAAACAGUGAUUAGGAUGGCGGAAGCUGGAUUUGAACCAGGUAAACCUCAAGUUCCUGGCCGUCCGCUCUACCAUUUGAGCCACAUUGCACCCCCAUGGAAGAUUGUUUUUGAUUAAAAUUGCUGACACAACGUCUUACAGUCUUUUGCCACUUUAUUGUGUACUAAAAAACUAAUUUACCACAACAAUUACCCACAAUGUACUGACUGACUUUAUGAAAAAACAAAAUAAUCCAAUUACUCUCCUUCAAAAGGUAAUCAGAAUAUACAAUGUGCUGCUAUGAUGAUGUAACUAACAAUUGUAGUAUUCAGAUGAAAAGUUACAAAUAUUUUAACUAAUAAUGAUUGUUGAAGCACAACAAAUGAAUGCAUUUUAUUUUAUUUUAUUGCAUUUAUUUUCCUAGAGGUCUUUCAAAGCUGUCAGUGUUGAGUUUUUUUGUUUUGCAAAUAAGCAGCAUUUCACUCAUGGGAACAUUGUUUUCCACAUGUAUCUUUUAAUUGUAUUUAAUUAAACAAAGUGUUUACCUAUAUUUCCAUGCCCUAUAGUUUCUUUCAUUGUCCUUGAUUUUCAUUUGUGAUUUCUUUUUUUCAAAUUUGUAUAGACGAACAUGUUUCGUUGUUGUAGUGAAAACUGCUAUGAAUGUGAAUGUCUAGUAAAUAAACGCAAUCACAAUGCAA